Messenger RNA from Prunus avium (sweet cherry), 1061 nucleotides. RefSeq names its product RNA-binding (RRM/RBD/RNP motifs) family protein. NCBI's taxonomy places the organism in Eukaryota, Viridiplantae, Streptophyta, Magnoliopsida, Rosales, Rosaceae. The record is from RefSeq and is a predicted model, not a curated record. Gene Ontology annotation, molecular function: RNA binding.
UGCUUGGUUGGUUACCUGUUCAAAAAUCGGGUACCAGUAUGUAACGAGGACACGCAGCACACAGACUCACAACAAAUUACUUGGCUUUUUCUACAACCGUAGAACUUCCUCCGCCUUCUCCUCCUUGAUAGUUCUUGAUCCACAAACAGGGUUUCAAUCUUAUAAGUUUGUGAGAUUUUGGCGAUCAUGAGUUCUGGUGGGUAUGCCGUAGAAGUCACGGGCUUGUCUCCCAAAGCAACAGAGAAAGAUGUCCAUGACUUCUUCGCUUUCUCUGGUUCCAUCGACCAUGUCGAAAUCGUCAGAUUCGGUGAAUGUGCAUGUACUGCCUAUGUGACCUUCAAAGAUUCGUAUUCUCAGGAGACUGCUUGCUUGCUCAGUGGUGCCACAAUUAUUGAUCAAGCUGUUUGCAUAACCCGCUGGGGGCACUAUCAAGAUGAAUUUGAUUUUUGGAACAGGCCCAGGCAUGAAGAGGAAACUGAUUCAUCUCAUCCACAAGGAAGCCAGAAUGUUCCUAGUGCUGGAGAAGUGGUGACUAUGGCUCAGGAAGUAGUCAAGACCAUGUUGUCCAAGGGAUUUGUGCUGGGAAAGGAUGCAUUGGCCAAGGCAAAAUCAAUGGACGAGUCUCACCAAGUUUCGGCAACUGCAGCAGCUAGGGUGACUGAACUGAGUCAGAGAAUUGGCCUCUCUGAUAAGAUUUGUGCAGGGGUUGGAGCCGUUAAAUCCGUGGAUGAGAGGUAUCAUGUAUCAGAGAUCACCAAAUCGGCCAUAUCGGAGACGGGAAGAAAAGCUGCAGAAGCUGCAACUGCAGUGGUGAAUAGCAGCUACUUUUCUACGGGAGCUCUUUGGGUGUCAGAUGCUCUAAGCCGAGCAGCUAAAGCUGCUGCUGAUUUGGGCACUCAGAAUGUUAGGCAGUGAGGUGUUUGAUAGUCAUAAACUCUGUUUUUGUAAAUAUAACAGAAAAUUGGAGCCAGUUAAUAGUUUGAUACCCUUUUGUGCUGAUGGAUAAUGGGUUUACUCAGAAGAAAUAGAAAAUGUAAUGGGGGUAAAUAUGGUGGUUUGAA